ACAAACCAAGGAAAAGGGUAAACAUAUAUAGUCACAAAGUGUUUAUCCUUUUCAAAAAUUGAGUUUGCUGAAGUCAUCACAUUGAUCAGGCUGAAUGCAACAGAUUAACAUAUAAUCAUUAUUUUUUUCAUCACUUCUACCUUUUAGCUUCCGAUCGAGAUCUUAGGUGAUGUUUUAGGUGGGCAUCCAUGUGGCCAGUGUUGGGUCAACAUUCUGACUCUUUGGUUGACUCAAUACAUUUAUGAUACCAACAGCUGAUCAAAAUGAAGAUACUAACCUGGAAUAUAAAUGGGAUCCGUGCCAGUAAAAUUAAACUUAGUGAACUAUUUGAUUCUUUGGAUGCUGACGUUAUAUGUCUUCAGGAAACCAAAGUCACAAGAGACAUGUUAGAUGAACCAACAGCCAUAGUUGAAGGCUACAAUUCUUACUUCUCUUUUUCAAAGAAACGAAGUGGCUACUCUGGCGUUGCAACAUUUUGCAAAGCUUCAGCAACCCCUGUAGAGGCAGAAGAGGGUCUGUAUAAAGAACUUAACCCAAAACUUGAAGGAAAAGUGGGUCACUACGGAGAUGUGAGCGAGUUCUCCAGUGAUGAAUUGGAAUCUCUCGAUGCAGAGGGGAGGGCAGUCAUUACAAAACACAAAAUCAGGAAACAUAAUGGAGUGGAAGCUGAGUUAGCCAUCAUCAAUGUAUACUGUCCACGCGUUGACCCUGAUAGAGAGGACAGGCUGCUCUACAAGCUGCGCUUUUUCGCUCUACUCCAGACCAGGGCUGAGGCUCUUCUACAGAGUGGCUGUAAUGUUAUUGUACUUGGAGACAUGAAUGUCAAGCACAAGAGCAUUGAUCGCAGUGAAGAAGAUGAAGUAGGGACGGUUACGACUCCGAGCCGGGUGUGGGUGAACCAGUUUGUGUGGGACAAGGACCGGGACCCCAGCAUCGCCGCUGUGGAGAAUAAGGAGGAUUUUGCUGGCACCACAAGCUCUGCGAGGGGGGGACUGUUUGUGGACUCAUUCAGGUACUUCUAUCCAGACCAGACGGGGGCCUAUACCAACUGGUGCACUUUGACCUCGGCUCGAGAAACCAACUAUGGGCGACGUCUGGAUUACAUCUUUACAAACGUUGAAUUGGCUCAGAGUGAUCUUAAGGACUGCGUGAUAUUGGCAGAUGUAGAGGGCUCAGACCACUGUCCAGUCAAAGCAGAGUAUAUGGCAGAGUUUAUUCCGGCCGAAAAAUGUCCUCCUCUGUGCACGAAACAUAUGCCAGAGUUCUGUGGAAAACAGAUUAAACUUUCUUCCUUUUUUAUGAAGCGAGAGAAGACUAUUGAAAGUAGUAUUGAAAUAAAAACCAGUCAGGACACAGCAGAUCAAAACCAUAUCAAAAAUACAAAAAAUGAUAAGACAGAAAAAGUGACUUUAAAGAGACCAAGUAAUGGAAACAAAAUUGGAAAUGCAGCAAAGAAAAAGAAAACUGAUUCAAGUGAUUCCAGGCAGGGUAGUCUAAAAGGAUUUUUCCUAAAGACAAGUACAAAAAAGGAAGUUGUUGAUAUUAAAAUGGAGGAAGUGUCCUCUGAAACAAAGGGAGAGAAUCACAGCUCUGAGAUGAGUGUAAAAGUUGAGAGUACCAUCACUGUGAAAAGUAACACAGCAAGUGCCUGGAAAAACCUCCUCCAAGGUCCCCCUCCCCCUCCUCUGUGUAAGGGACACCAGGAGCCCUGUGUGUUAAGGACAGUGAAAAAGCCGGGGCCCAAUAAAGGGAAGCAGUUCUUUGUGUGUGCCCGGGGGGAGGGUCACAGUACUAAUCCAGAAGCCAGGUGCGACUUCUUCAAGUGGGUGGACUACAAAAAAAAGUGACAAGGUUUCUGCACUCCAAUUAUGCAUCCCUGUUGUGAUUUAUAUUUUGAUACACUGUAUUUUGCACAAAUAUUUCCAUAAAGAUGAUUAUUUUUCCAUA
This is a messenger RNA of Magallana angulata, 1947 nucleotides long. Its product is annotated as DNA-(apurinic or apyrimidinic site) endonuclease 2-like. Gene Ontology annotation, biological process: base-excision repair. Gene Ontology annotation, molecular function: DNA-(apurinic or apyrimidinic site) endonuclease activity; phosphoric diester hydrolase activity; endonuclease activity. The record is from RefSeq and is a predicted model, not a curated record. Bases 264 to 1847 code for a protein of 527 amino acids. NCBI's taxonomy places the organism in Eukaryota, Metazoa, Mollusca, Bivalvia, Ostreida, Ostreidae. The transcript is spliced from 6 exons. Gene Ontology annotation, cellular component: nucleus.